CACAAAAGGUAUAUCGUCCCAAAUUCAGUAGCUAUAUGACAAUCUCCUUCCAAAUGCUACGCUUGUAAUUUCUUUCAACACUUUAUCUGAAUUAUCAAAUAACUAUUUUCUCAACAAACAAUGGAAGCCUUCCUGAAAGAGAUCCAACAUCUUAAAAUCCAACUAGAAGAUAUAAAGUCAGCCACAAACAACUUUGAUAACAACAAAAUCAUCGGAAGAGGCGGAUUUGGAAAGGUGUACAAAGGAGUGGUCUGUCACUCUAAGGGGCAAAGCAUGGUUGCUUUUAAGCGUCUAGAUAGUAGCUAUGGGCAAGGAUAUCCUGAGUUCUUGAAAGAAAUUCUAAUGCUUUCCCGUUGCACACAUGAAAAUCUCAUCUCACUCGUGGGAUUUUGCAAUGAAGAUGAUGAAAAGAUCAUUGUGUAUGAGUAUGCAUCUCAUGGAAGCCUCGAUCAUCAUUUAAGUAACACUGAUCUCACAUGGAGGCAACGUCUCAAGAUAUGCAUUGCAGCUGCAAAGGGGCUCUGCUAUCUUCAUGAUCCCAAUGGAUCAAAACAAAGAGUUAUCCACCGUGAUAUUAAAAGUUCCAACAUUCUACUUGAUGGGAAUUGGAAUGCUAAAGUUUCUGACAUGGGACUAUCGAAAAUAGGACCCGCUAAUCAGUCACACAGUUUUCUUCCCACCAAUGUUGUGGGUACCUUUGGGUAUAUAGAUCCGUUGUAUAUGGAGACAUACUCCCUCACCAAAGAGUCGGAUGUAUACUCUUUUGGUUUGGUCUUAUUUGAAGUAUUGUGUGGGAGACUAUGCAUUGAACAUAAAAAUGGUCAUUUCCAUAGUUUAGUGCCAAUGUGGAAAAAAAGAUAUGAAGAGACGAAAUUAGAUGAGAUUAUCUUUGAAGAGGUGAAACAACAUAUGGAUCAGAGGUCAUUGAAAACAUUUUCAGACAUUGCUUAUCAAUGUUUGCGUAUCUCUCGUGAAGAACGACCAAAGAUGUCUCAUGUUGUUGAAAAACUUGAGUUCGCGCUUGAGUUUCAAGAGAUUUCUGAAGAGGUGGAGCUACCAAUUGACUAUGAAGAGAUGAGUAAGGCUGCAGUUCCUCCUCUGGUCUACAGAUCCAAAGAAGAACUAAUGAUGCUUCUCUCCAAAGGAAUCAUGGUUAACGAGGGCAAAACGAUUUAUAGUGAAUGACAAUAUACCAUUAUGUUGGAAAUUCAAAACACAUGUGAGAACACAGUUUUUGUCACCACAUAUCACAUACACAAUAAAUCUUGUGUUCAAUUUGGAGUACAGAAGUAGCGACUAUUUAGGCCUUGGUUACAUAUUGGCUGGGGAGACAAAUUCUUCGACUUCAUACUUUGCAGAUAAGAGAGAAGAUGGAUUGUUGAUGGCUGAAUUGUAUCACUUUGCUAGUGAUAGGAGAAAUGUUGAUCUUGAAAUUACAUUUGAAUGCCAAAAUCCAUUGAUAGUAGAAGGCAUCGAGUUUCAACCCAUGGAGAGAGUGGAAAAGCAUGAAGUGUUAGAGGAUAAGGAGGUGGAUUUGCAAACCAUGUCACAUUCAGAAACAUAUUGGGAACAAAAAUUGCCAAAUGAUUGGGAAGAGAUGAUCAAGUGGUCAAAAGAUAGUCUGCAAUGGACAACAAAGAAGGAACUCUAUUCUAUUCUUUGCAAAGGAUUCCUAAUCAAUAAUGGGGAAGAGUGGUUUUCUCUUGCAAAAAAUGGGAAGAAAUGUCAUAUGCUAUCAGCAAGAAUAUUGGCUUUGCGAAAAUCAGAAUGGAAAUGGCGUUCUUUACCUGAAUCAAGAUUUGAAGAAGUUGCUUUUGAUCCUCAUGGCAGCUUUCGGAUAAAAUGUAGCUCUAAUAUCCUUUCGCCUGAAACAACAUAUGGAAGUUACCUUGUCUACAAAUUACAAGAAAACUAUUCUGGAUAUGAGCCACCUUUAAAAGUGAUUGAUGGUGUGAAAGUGAGUGAUGGUGUUUUCUUUCAACCUUUUGAAAGACAAAUCAUAGUGAGGAAGAUCUAUCAUGGUAUAUCUAUUUACUUAGUCCUCAAACCCCAAUUAUUAGACGAAAGGUUUAUCAAGAUAACCAUGAGCUUGUGAAUAGACCCAAGAAGAAACGGAUUCCACAACAAAGGAAUGAUGGCUGGAUGGAAGUAAACGUAUGGGAAUUUCAAACUGGUACUACAACCGAAAGUAUAUCCAAGAAUCUUAGAUUAAUGACCAUUUCUGAUGCUAAUAGGUCGCUUAAAGGGCUUAUUGUGCAAGGCAUUGAGUUUAGACCCAUAUAAGUUCACUUAAUUAUGCACUGAUCUGAUACGUCUCC
This is a messenger RNA of Lactuca virosa, 2318 nucleotides long. Lineage: Eukaryota; Viridiplantae; Streptophyta; Magnoliopsida; Asterales; Asteraceae. The record is from the annotation of a GenBank genome assembly.